CUGUUCCCUUGACUCGGCUCCACCUCUCUUCCCUCCCGUGCCCACAAGAGGCAGGGAGCUGGAAUACAGGGGACCUGACAGUCAGCAUGCCAUGAAGAACUCCAUGGGAGAGGAACCAGGAGCAAGGCCAGCUGCAGCUAUCUGAAAGUCGCUGUGUCCAGAGGGGGUGAGAAGAGAGCUCAUCCACUUCUCCAGCUGCUCUGAAAGAGAAGGAGAGAGCCAUUUCCAUGGAAUGAGGAAUAAAUCACAAGAUAGUGGGAUUGCAGAGAUGGAAGAGCUUCCCGUUCCUCACAAUAUCAAGAUCAGCAACAUCACCUGUGAUUCCUUCAAGAUUUCAUGGGACAUGGAUUCCAAAUCCAAGGAACGCAUCACUCACUACUUCAUUGACCUAAAUAAGAAAGAGAAUAAGAAUUCCAACAAAUUUAAGCACAAGGAUGUGCCCACAAAACUAGUGGCAAAAGCUGUUCCCCUGCCUAUGACGGUCCGGGGUCACUGGUUCCUGAGCCCAAGAACCGAGUACACAGUCGCUGUACAGACGGCAUCGAAGCAAGUCGACGGGGAUUACGUGGUGUCAGAAUGGAGCGAAAUCAUAGAGUUUUGUACAGCAGAUUAUUCAAAGGUUCACUUAACACAGCUUUUGGAAAAAGCCGAGGUGAUUGCAGGACGCAUGCUUAAAUUUUCAGUCUUUUAUCGGAACCAGCACAAAGAAUACUUUGACUACAUCAGAGAGCAGCAUGGAAAUGCUAUGCAGCCUUCAGUCAAGGAUAACAGUGGAAGCCAUGGCUCUCCCAUCAGUGGAAAGCUGGAGGGAAUCUUCUUUAGCUGCAACACUGAAUUCAACACCGGAAAACCCCCACAGGAUUCCCCUUACGGAAGAUACAGGUUUGAUAUUGCUGCAGAAAAACUGUUCAACCCAAAUACUAACUUGUACUUUGGGGACUUCUACUGCAUGUACACCGCCUACCACUACGUCAUCCUCGUCCUCGCGCCCGCUGGGUCACCGGGGGACGAAUUCUGUAAGCAGCGCCUCCCUCAGCUGAACUCGCAGGAUAACAAAUUUCUGACCUGCACUGAAGAAGAUGGGGCCAUGGUUUACCACCACGCACAGGAUGUAAUCUUGGAAGUGAUUUACACUGACCCUGUGGAUCUCUCCCUUGGCACAGUCGCAGAAAUUACUGGUCAUCAGCUAAUGAGCUCAUCGACCGCCAAUGCUAAGAAAGAUCCCAGCUGCAAGACGUGCAACAUCAGCGUUGGACGUUAAUUUCAUGCCCUCCCUCUUCCUUAGGAGCCUUCUUCAUUGCCUAUUUCCAUUGUCAGCUGUUCCCAUCAGACGCAUGCAUAAUGCCAUUCUUACCAAAAGAAAACACCGAUGAUCAAAAUUCUUCAAUAGCAUUCUCUGUGCAGUGCUACAUAUUACAGUUGCCGCAGGGCUGCCGCCAAAAAUGACAUCUUGUAUCACAUUUUUCCUUCCUCCCCAAUGUUUUGGGAUAGAUGCACUUCCCCAUGUUGCUGUCAUGUUCUCCUCGCCAUCAUGACUUUCCCCACCCUUAAUUAGCUGGUGGUUUUGGGAAUCACAAGACAUGAUAGCAUUACAUUAAAGGUAGCUAUUCCCAAACAUUACAGGGGAGAGAGGAGGACAACUUAACAUGAACAUGAUAUUGGCAGUAGUCUUGUAUCUAAGAGUAAUAUGUAGUUCUGCCAGUAGUAUUUCUCCCCAUCUUCCUUCCUUUCUGGUCCACCAGUGCUUUUCAACUGUUAGAAAUCUUGGGUUUUUCUUUUUAGCAACCAUUUAUAUAUCUAGAUGCUGCAAUUGGUGUUAAAUUUUCUUCUUUUUUCCCUCUCUUCAUAUUGCCAAAUGUAACAAAACUAUAUAAACAAGCUUAGCAAAAUAAUAAAAACCCUACUGGCUUCUAAAUGGUGUUUAAAUAUGUAUUCAUUUUAAUCUACUGAACAACUUAACUGGGAUAUCGCCAAACAGCAUGAAAGGGUGUAAUUGCAGCAUGAUUUAACUCUCGCAGCCUAGAAAAAUGUCAGCACUUCCAAUGUGUUGUUUGACAGUGUUAUUUAUGUUAUUUAUAUUAGCUAACAAACAAACAAAAAAAACUGUGUUUCAACAUAAUAAAUAGAAAAAUAUUUUAUUUGUACUGUUGUAUAAAAUACUAUACAAUCAUAUAGAAUAUAUAGAUUACAUUUUAAUAGCAACUGUAUACAUAUGUCAUGAAACCAUUUUCCCUUAUCAAAGAUGUAGUUUGUAAACUUCAAAUACUUGUGUAUCUGUUCCUGUUGCU
Messenger RNA from Varanus komodoensis (Komodo dragon), 2288 nucleotides. It is a transcript of the gene PHYHIPL, whose product is annotated as phytanoyl-CoA 2-hydroxylase interacting protein like. The record is from RefSeq and is a predicted model, not a curated record. The transcript has 6 exons. Gene Ontology annotation, molecular function: protein binding. NCBI's taxonomy places the organism in Eukaryota, Metazoa, Chordata, Lepidosauria, Squamata, Varanidae. Bases 233 to 1261 code for a protein of 342 amino acids. Gene Ontology annotation, cellular component: cytoplasm.